CAUGUAAAUAGACUGUCGCCAUGGGUUACAUGUAAACAUGGAACCAAAUGGCGCCCGUACAUUUCAUAGGCCUUUUCUAGUUUUUGAGAGACUAAAACAACCCUGAAUUGUCAAAUUGAAUUUGUUUUAAGUCUGGAUUUCUGAUUGAAUCCGAUGAUUGAUAUCAUUAAAAGUUGUGUUCGAGAAACCAUCACUCACAUCAGUAUCAGCUUUCAUGGAGAACGCAUUGACUGACGAAUUUUACGACGACUACAUUACUUUAGAUGACUGUUUCGAUUGCAUUAAACAUAGUUUUGGAGAUAUCUUUUAUCAAACAAUACUAACCACUUUGCUCGUCAAUCUUGGGUUAAAAGUUACUCUUCAAAUUGUUACUAGAUUAUGUGACAAAGAGCGUAAAGAAGUAAUCAGCCGUGUUGUCAUUUUACUAGGCGGAUUAUUUUUAAUUUUUCAUCAUUUUGACAGUAUUUAUCUAAGUGUUUUAUUCUUAAUUUAUUCUGUGCUAGGAAUUUCUCUUUUAAAUUUUAGAAAAAAUUUGGUCAACAAUUCACUUUGGAUUUAUGUCUUCAUUGCAAUUGUCUCUAAUGAAUUACUUUACCAGUUUGGUUCGGAAAAGAACAUCAGGCUGAGGAUUCAUUUGAUGUCUGCAUCCAUGAAAUUACUUUCACUGAGAGCUCUAUUGAAGACUAUAGUGAUCGAUCAAGACAAAAGUGUUCCCCAUUUUAAUUUAUUAAUAACUUACCUGAUUCAUCCGCAAAGUUUACCUCUUGGUGGCUAUUUUCCUCCUAAUUUACAUCUCACUGCCGAUCAUUAUGCUAGUUUCUCCUUCUUGAAACAAAGUAUCUUAUCAUUCAUCCAAGCAUUUAUAUUUCUUGCAUUGUCCGAUUGCCUAAUUUUAAUGGUCAUCAAUUCAGGAGAAAAUUUGAUUGUCGAUGUUUUCACUCAAUAUCUGCCAGAAAGUGUAUGUCAGAUGAUUGGAAAAUUGUUCGUAACUUAUUGUACAGCUCUACAAUUUCGUCUUUCACACUAUUUUGUAUGUUUUUUAAUCCAAUCUGCUCAUAACUUUUGGGGCUCCGAGAUUACUGUUGCCAAGCCUUCAAUGGUUGAACUUCCUCGCUCUUUGGUAGAUGUUGUGAUAGCUUGGGAUAUUCCAAUGCAUAAAUGGUUAAAGGAACGAAUCUACAAACCUAGCAAAGACAAAUUUGGAUGGGCUUCAUCAAUUUUCAUUACUUAUGCGACCAGUUCAUUCAUUCAUGGUUUUCGUUUCGAGAUAUGGAGUGUUUUGCUGACACUAGGACUUCUCACUUGGAUUGAGAGUUUGCUUCGUCACUUACUAGCUUCGGCAAUUGACACAUGUAUUGAAGCGAAGUCCUGUUCUUACACAACAGAAGACACUGAAUCUAGAAUUAGUGUGAAUUAUUUCUCAGUUUUUAUAAAUCAUUUCAAAGCUCUAUUCAGAUCGCCAGUAACCAACAAUCCAAGCUGUACGCGGAAGCACAAGUUUACUCCUUACAACUCUUUUUGGGUUAUCAUAAUCAACCUAGGAUUUUCACUACUUGCCAUUUUUCAUCUUGCCUACUUAGGAUCAUCUUUUAAUCUAGGAGAAGAGCAAACAUCUACCAAAUAUGUGAUCGAGACUUGGUUUGACAUUGGAUUUUAUUCUCAUAUAAUUGGCCUUAUCACUAUACUUUUUUAUUAUUUGGUAAAAUAGUGAUUGUUAUCAGAGACGGAAAAUCAGUUAGUUCGACCAUAAUCACUUGUUUGAUUCACAUGAAAGAUUUCAAGAAAUUGUUUCUGCUAUUUAUGGAAUACUUUACUGUUAAAGAAAAAAAUAUAGAUGAUGAUGGAUUUAUCUGUGUAAAUAAAAGUUAUUUAUUGAUUUA
Molecule: messenger RNA, 1880 nt
Organism: Tetranychus urticae (two-spotted spider mite)
Lineage: Eukaryota; Metazoa; Arthropoda; Arachnida; Trombidiformes; Tetranychidae
Gene: por
Product: Protein-serine O-palmitoleoyltransferase por
Biological process (GO): protein palmitoylation; Wnt protein secretion; lipid modification
Cellular component (GO): membrane; endoplasmic reticulum
Molecular function (GO): Wnt-protein binding; palmitoleoyltransferase activity
Source: RefSeq, a predicted model, not a curated record